AUGGCCCAGCACGGCACCUCCAUCCCCAACGACGCGGGUCUCCAGAACACCAUCCCCUCCGUGCCGCGGCCGGACCAGAGGGCCGAAAACCGCCAGUUCGAUAACCAGGGGCUCGCGGAGCCGUCGCAGGCCUUUGCGGCGGACAACGCCACUGAUUUGCCUCGCAGCACCAAGGAGAUCGGUGCGACCGGGGAGGUCGUCACGGGGACGGGCGAUGCGUUCCCGGCCACGGGCGAGUCGAAGAGGAUGACGUAUGAUGCGAUCGAUCCUGGCGCGAGGGGGAAUUCGAGGACGAUCAAGCAUGCGAAUCUGAACCGGAGUGCGUUUGAUCGGUUUGCGAAGGAGGAUGGGAAUGCGGGUGACUUUAUCGGGGAGCAUCAGAUUCGGAAUGAGUGA
Aspergillus clavatus NRRL 1 is the source of this 396-nucleotide messenger RNA. RefSeq lists its product as uncharacterized. The record is from RefSeq and is a predicted model, not a curated record. NCBI's taxonomy places the organism in Eukaryota, Fungi, Ascomycota, Eurotiomycetes, Eurotiales, Aspergillaceae. Bases 1 to 396 code for a protein of 131 amino acids. The transcript has a single exon.